Messenger RNA from Xyrauchen texanus (razorback sucker), 3374 nucleotides. RefSeq names its product fascin-like. The transcript has 5 exons. Gene Ontology annotation, cellular component: actin cytoskeleton; cell projection membrane; cytoplasm. The record is from RefSeq and is a predicted model, not a curated record. Gene Ontology annotation, molecular function: actin filament binding; protein-macromolecule adaptor activity. Gene Ontology annotation, biological process: actin filament bundle assembly; establishment or maintenance of cell polarity; cell migration. The coding region runs from base 154 to 1629 and encodes 491 amino acids. Lineage: Eukaryota; Metazoa; Chordata; Actinopteri; Cypriniformes; Catostomidae.
GUCUGUGCACUCGCGCUGUGAGGCUACAGAGAGAGAGAAGCGCGCGCACGCUCCUUCAAACAAAGAGCCCCAUCAACAUCAUCCCCAGAACACCAGCAGAACUCACUCCUCUCCAUUUUCUACAAGGCCAAGGCGUCAUCCCGAGCGAGCACCAUGACUGCAAACGGAACCAGCGACAUGCUCAAGAUUCAAUUCGGUUUGAUCAACUGUGGGAACAAAUACCUCACAGCUGAAACGUUUGGCUUCAAGAUCAAUGCAUCAGCAACCAGUAUGAAGAAAAAACAGAUCUGGACCUUGGAGCAGAAUGGUGAUGACUCAAACAUGUUCUACCUGAAGAGUCAUCUAGGAAGGUACAUCGCCGCUGACAAAGACGGGAACGUCACGGGUGAAAGCGAGACACCAACCGAGGAUUGCCGGUUUGCAAUCACUGCCCAUGAUGAUGGGCGCUGGUCUCUGCAGUCUGAGCCGCACAAGCGGUACCUGGGUGGCACCGAAGACAGAAUCACAUGCUUCGCCCAGACCAUCUCUAUCGCAGAGAAAUGGAGCGUGCAUAUCGCCAUGCACCCCCAGGUGAACAUCUUCAGCGUCACCAGGAAAAGAUACGCGCACCUCAGCUCACAGCAGAACGAGAUCGCCAUUGACAGGGAUGUCCCAUGGGGCGUCGAUUCUCUCAUCACCUUGGUCUUCCAGGACCAGAGGUACCACCUACAGACCUCCGACAACCGCUUCCUGAAGAAUGAUGGAAGCCUCUCCCAAAAGCCUGACAAGACCACUGGAUACACUCUGGAAUUCAGGUCUGGGAAGGUCGCGUUCAGAGACUGCACCGGGAAGUACCUGGCUCCCUCUGGUCCCAGUGGAACCAUGAAGUCCGGCAAGAGCUCCAAGGUGGGGAAGGAUGAGCUUUUUGUUCUGGAGCAAAGCCACCCUCAAGUUGUGCUCACCGCUGGCAACGACAGGAAUGUGUCCACCAGACAAGGCAUGGACCUCUCUGCCAACCAGGAUGAAGAGGGCGACCAGGAGACUUUCCAGAUGGAAAUCAGUAAGGACACAAAGAAGUGUGCCUUCAGGACCUGCACUGGGAAAUACUGGACUCUCACAGCUAAUGGUGGCCUCCAGUGCACUGCAUCUACUAAAUCUGCUAACUGCUACUUUGACAUUGAAUGGCAUGGGAAGAAGAUUACUCUCCGCGCCACCAAUGGGAAAUAUGUGGCCGCCAAAAAGAAUGGACAGCUCGCUGCCACUAUUGACUCGGCAGGUGAGACUGAGGAGUUCCUGAUGAAACUCAUCAAUAGGCCUCUCAUUGUGCUGAGAGGAGAACAUGGCUUCAUUGGCUGCAGGAAGGUGACUGGCACCUUGGACUCCAACCGCUCCUCAUAUGAUGUCUUUGGACUGGAGUUUCGAGAUGGAGCAUACAGCCUUCAAGACUCCACAGGGAAAUACUGGAUGGUGGGUAGUGAAUCGAAUGUGCUCAGCAGUAGCGACGCCCCUGUGGACUUCUUCCUCGAGUUCUGCGACUACAACAAAGUAGCCAUCAAGUCGAGUGAAGGGAAGUAUCUAAAGGGAGAUCAUGCAGGUGUUCUGAAGGCCAAUACCGAUGAGCUCGAUGGCUCCACUAUGUGGGAGUACUAAAAGCACUUAACCACUGUGGCUUUUUCUUUGCAGUUUCAUUUUCCUUUCUGUUACACAUUUUUAAUUUUGAAUAUGAGUGAGCAAAAGGGCAAGUGGCAGAGAGGAACAUUAAGGUGGAGGGUUUUACUUCUAGUCCCGUAUAUUCUCCAUUCUGUCUAUAUAAUUCCGCAGUCGAGUGCCAUGACGUUACUGCAGUGUUGUGCAAUUUUCAUUGCUGAUGACAAGUGGCCAAAACUGGGACUUAACUGGCAUCCAAUUUUGUGUUGUGUGGUUAAAAGCAUGUCUCAUUUCAUCUCUAAAUCUGUCAAAGUAUUUCCCUGGCAUUCAAAUGAGUCCACUCUUUGGAAGAGUGAGUAGGCGAUCGGUCAUUUGCUUGACACCACACAUAGAGCCACAGGAUUGUUUUUAAAGUAUGAGUUUGAUGUACUGAAGUGUACUGCGAUCACCCUCCCUUGUCUUUGCACAGUCCAGUAUGAGCCUCACUCUUGUUAAUAUUAACACAUAGCAAAAUAUGUAAAAGAAAACCUUGUGUGACUGUUUGCCAAUGAUGAUGUAAUGCCUCCCCCUGCUCUGUCAUUUAUUGCCAGUUAUAAACGUCCUAAUGAGCAGAGGACAAUGGCAAAAUUUUACAGGUAAAUGUAUGAAUGUUGAUAUUUUUUGAGUUCUGAAGGAAGUUCUCGGACCACUGAAAUGGUGACAAGAGCUUCACUUUUUUGUUGUUGUUGUUUUUGUUUUGUUUAUUUGUAUUUGAAGUAUGGCAGUGCUCUGAUGUGUAAUCCAGUAUGUACUGCUUCUAUCUGUGCCAUUAGACUUCAUUUUAAUGCUUAUAAAAAGGGGAAAAGAGAACUGGAUUGGUACAGCACUGUACAGUCCCUCAUCUCAAAAUUAGGGUUACAACACCUGGAAUUGUAAAAGGGGAAAAAAAGAAAUAUAGAUUUUAAAACGGAAAUCGUUUUCUGCAACUGGAAGUGAUGUCAUCGUUACAUUGUGUGUUGGUAAGGUGUGAUGUUACCGAGAUGAGGCAUGUUGUUGCAGGUUCAACACGAUAUUUAUAGUAAAUGUAACCACUUUCCUCUUAAUCCCAAUAAAUCCCAAUGGAAUAAGGGUAUUUGUUGACAGGACUCAUGUAAUGGUCUUAUCUGGAAAAGUUUUUUGUUUUAAUAAGGCAUAAACAUGAUCAUAAACCGUAUUCCAUUCUACACAUCUUAGUACAUUAGCCUCUUGUAAUAUCUGAAAAUGAAUGAAAAACCAAAAUUAAGGCAUGUAUAAAAAUGCAUUGUUUUUGUUUUUUGUCCAACAAGCAGCAGAUAAUAGAUCAUUUAACAGAACUGGACAGAAAGCCAUAAGUUUGGCUCACCAAAAUGUGAGUGCUCUAUGUUUAGAGAAUUACUGACUGCUUAAACCUGAGCUUAAUCUUCAGCUGUGCAUCAAAUUAACAGUGUCACUUAGAACAUAUCUGUUCUUAUGAAUGGUGUAUCCUGCAGUCUGAAUAUCAUCUUGCUUAAUGUACAAGUAAUUGUAUUCACACUCAUGAUAAUGAUCUCCAUUACUAAGGGAAUGACAAUGACUGUGACUUAGAAGACCAUUAUAAGAAGAAGAAAAAGAAAAAAAUGACAUUCCACAUCGAUACUUUGUAAAACUUUACAAAUUUCUUUUUUUUUAUAUAUUGUUUUGAUAUGGUUAUUUUUCCUCAUGUACCAUGGGUACAAAUGAAAUCAGAAAAUAAAUACAGUUUGUAUAUGAAA